Penicillium canariense is the source of this 534-nucleotide messenger RNA. RefSeq lists its product as uncharacterized. NCBI's taxonomy places the organism in Eukaryota, Fungi, Ascomycota, Eurotiomycetes, Eurotiales, Aspergillaceae. The record is from RefSeq and is a predicted model, not a curated record. The coding region runs from base 1 to 534 and encodes 177 amino acids. The transcript has a single exon.
AUGGGUGCGGGCGGGCCGGGCCAGUAUGGAGAAAAGAAUACGCUCCUGCAGUCUCACAUUGCUUUUGGUGUAGAGGGAAUUCAUUGGGCCGUCGAUCGUAUUGUACAUCCACGAAUGGAGACGGUGGAGCCCCAGCGCGACAGUAGUGCCAUUUGUCGCACUCCAUAUAGUCGGGACACCUGGAGGCGCACGGAAUAUAGGGAGGAGAGGGGGCGCUAUGGGCGAUUCGCCUAUGGACUGUAUACCGUAAACAAUGAUGACAGUCUGCCUCCCGGUGGUCUAGAACUCCACCCUGGCCGUCGUGUUGCGAACGAGGCCAGAAGCGGGCCUUGGCUGCUCACGAUCGACGCUCUCCACUCUGGCCCACCCCCUCGGUGUCUGGUCUCCCUCUGGGGCAUAACCAUCCAGACGGUCGGACUUUGGUCAGUCUGGGAGCCGAUCGCCAUGGUUGGAGGGAGAGCCGGUUGCCUAUUUCCGUCGGCAGCGACCGAUGACCCAAAACAGGCCAUGCUCCCGGACAGGAUCGCUUUUUGA